UUCAUGGCAUCUAGGAACCAAGGGUCUGCCCCAAGGGCAUUAGUUGUCGAGGAUAUCAAAGUUGAUUGUGUGAUUCUCAUGCAUAUGUUGCACAAACUUAACUACGUGGCUACUGCUGUUGAGAAUGGAAAAGAAGCUAUUGACCUUUUUGUGGAAGGGAAAACAUUUGACAUUGUUUUCUUAGAUAAGGAUAUGCCCAUAAUGCUAGGUCCUAAGACUGUGGCCAAGAUCCGUGCCAUGGGAGCUACUAAGGUGAAGAUUGUUGGGGUCUCAACAGAUUUUGGUGCUCGGGAGGCAUUCAUGCAAGCUGGUGCUGAUGUGUUUGUGCCCAAACUGAUGAAGCUUGAGACUCUUGAGGCUAUGCUCCAAGUGGUCAUUAGCAAGAAGAACAUGAGCAGCUAGCAACAACUUGUAGCAACAACAUAAUAUUUGCUUGUGGAAUAUUAUUCAAAUUUGAUGCUUCAUUAAAGAUUAUUUGCUUUGUUGGGACGAGAGAACUCUACAAGUUGUAAUGGUU
Messenger RNA from Sorghum bicolor (sorghum), 517 nucleotides. Its product is annotated as two-component response regulator ORR42. NCBI's taxonomy places the organism in Eukaryota, Viridiplantae, Streptophyta, Magnoliopsida, Poales, Poaceae. Gene Ontology annotation, biological process: phosphorelay signal transduction system. Bases 4 to 402 code for a protein of 132 amino acids. The record is from RefSeq and is a predicted model, not a curated record. The transcript is spliced from 2 exons.